Messenger RNA from Cylicocyclus nassatus, 630 nucleotides. NCBI's taxonomy places the organism in Eukaryota, Metazoa, Nematoda, Chromadorea, Rhabditida, Strongylidae. The record is from the annotation of a GenBank genome assembly.
AUGUUCCGUGCUCUGGUUCUAUUAUCGAACAUUGAGCUCGUUUUUGCUUGCUCUCCCGUCUCGCCAGGACAAGAUGUGACAGUGAACUUUUUGGUGGAUAACCUUCUCAAAAUACCUGUGGAAUUUGCUUACACCAAAGAAGGCACGGUAUUGGGAGCUUUCCCCAAAUUUGCGAGUACUCCAGAAAAGGCUAUCGCAAAUCUUAAGCGUUACGUGAAAAGUGCGAUAACCAAUGCUAUCAAAGAGGAAGCCAAAAACGCUGGAAUUGAACAGCUCGUGCCAGAUAUCGCAAACCAGUUUACCCCAACUGUGUACUACUUUCCGCUAAACUGCUCGAUUGCAAUAACAGCAACACAAACAACUGUGACUCCUGGACCUGGACAAGGUCCUCUUACUUGCAUAGUGGAACGUGACAUAAUCACUGAGAUACAGUACCCUGAAGCGACACCAAAGCCGAUUGAAAUUUCUGAGCCACAUCAGCAGUUUACUGUCAGUUUGGCUAUCAAGAACUACAUUAUUGCUGGUUGGAGCAGGGAGAGAUGGGAGCUGAUGCUGCUGAAAGCACGAAACCGUCUGAAGAGCUCGACAUAUGCGGAAGCUUUUAAAUAUGUUACAUUAACUCUAAUUUAG